GGACAUGGUGGUGGCACUGUCACUGCCAGGGCAUGGGGACACUCUGAGGGACAUUGGGGACCUUGGGGACGCCCCCGUGUCCUUCCCUUGGGGACCCCCAGGCCACCCUGACAUCCCCUGUCCUGUUUUGGGUCAGCACAGUGGCCCUGAUGUCCCCACAGUGUCCAGAACAGCAUCCCAGUGUCCCCUAGUGUCCCCAGCAGGGUAUCAGGAGACAUUUGGGCCCUGUUGGGGAUAUGGGGGGGACAUCAAGGCCUGUUGGGGACAUUGGAGGGAUAUUUGGGCUCUGUUGGGUGCCCUGAGGGAAUGCUGGGGACAUUGGGCUCCUGUUGGGGACAUCAGGGAAGACAUUGAGUCCCUGUUGGGGACACUGAGGGGAUACUGGGGGUGUGUUGGGGGACGACAUGGUCCUGUUGGGGACAUUGAGGGGACAUUGGGGUCCUGUUGGAGACACUCAGGGGACACUGGGCCAUGUGGGGAACCUGAGGGGACAUCAGGGUGCUGUGGGGGCCAUCAGGGGGAUGGCACCCCUCAGGUGGGGGGGCAGGGCCAGGGUGUUGACGUCACCUGUUCCUGUUUACUGCCGGCUGUGCCACGGUGUUGGUGUUGCGUGCCACCCGAGUGUCCCUCGGGCGUGUCCCUGCCCUGUCCCUUGAGGCCAUGGAGCCCCGUGAGCUGCUGGAGGCGCUGGUGGACGUGGUGGCCACCCUGGGUGAGCUGGCAGCCACCGUCGCUGGGCUGGAUGGGGACGUGCUGCUGGGCGUGUCCCCAAGAUCCCUGCAAAUGGCCCUGGACACCUUCAUCAGUGACCUCCAGGGCACCCUGGGCCACCACGGUGACACCUCCCUGGGCCAGGCCCUGGCUGCCUUUAGGGCCAACCUGGGGGCCACCUGGGCCCAUGUGACAGCUGCAGCCAGUGCCUGGCGGGGCUCGGUGGCCAAGCUCAAGGACAGCUGGGCCCAGCUGGCCAAAAAGGCCACCGAGCUCCGCAAUGCCUGCAGGGACACGGCCACCAGGGAGACCACCACUGCGGCCACUGCCAACACCCGGGCCAGGGACCUGCAGGACAAGGCCACCCGCUGGGAGCCAUCUCUGCACAACCUGGUGGCUGAGGUCUGGCAGCCGCUUCUGGCCCUGGACAAGGAGGAGGUGGCCUCAGUGGUGGCCGCGCAUGAGGACCGGAUGGCAGCAGCCACCAGUGAGGUGGUAGCAGCCACCAAGGCCAAGGAAGAGGCUGUGGUGACCACCAGCAUGGUAGAGGGGGCCACCAGGAGGGGAAAGAAGGCAGAAGCAGCCCUGAGGCUGCUGAAGCGCUUGGUGGCCGCGUGUGACAGAGCCAUGGUGUACCCCCAGGAGCUGCAGCGCCAGCUCGGGGACAUCGAGGCCACCCUGAAGGGACAAAUCAGGCAUCCCCUGAUGUCCCCGAGGCCUUGGUGGCUGCGGUGGCCAAUGCCGAGCUGCUGUGGAAGGCCCGUGCCCGCCUGGCUACGCAUCACCUAGUGGGGACACUUGAGGACAUCAGCUUGCUUCUCUCAAGUCACGCUGGUGACACUGGUGGCCCCAGUGGCCAUGUGGUGGCUGAGCAGUGCCAAAAAGCCAUCGAGGACAUCCCAAUGCUGCUGCAGGGACAGUGAUGUCACCACUGUGAUGUCAUCAAGGGUGGUGAAAUCACUGGAGACAUCACUGGAGUCACCUGUCUACUCCCUCCUCCCUGCCAGAGAUUUGAGACAAUUUUGGGGAAUUUUCUGGGAAUUUUCAUUAAAAUUGCCCUAAAUCCUGAUGGGAAUUCCUGGGGUGAUGUCACCGGGGACACUCUGAAGACACUCUGGGGACACUCAGGGACACUCAGUGGCGGGCUGGGGGGGUGAAUGAGGCAGCUUUCCACCAUGGGUACAGCAGAUCAUUUCUCAAGCCUCCUCAAAAACCUUCAGGUCCCUUUCCCUCUGUGGGCAGUUUCACCUCAAAUGCCCAAUUUCCCUGCACUGGUGACAGAUUGAGCCUCAGUUGUUCAAUUGCCCUUUUCCCUUUUAGGGUCUCUCCCCCAGGAGCUCUGGUCCCAUUGUCCUCCCCCUGCUCCCGUUUGCCGUGCCCUGACAGAGUCAGUUCCACAGGGGGUGGGUCCUUGCACGCUGGUUCCCCUCAGCAGUAGUGGCUGCCAUUAUCUUUGCUUUCCCCUUGGCUUUCUCCUCAUCCCUCCCUCCGUACAGUGACCUUCUGGGCUUCUUUUAUCAGGUCAUUCAAUCCCUUAUCCCGCCAUUCCCCCAGUCUUUCCAGCUUUUCCUUGUAUCCAGCCAAGCAUGAGUGACAAAGGUUAUCUUCAAUAAAGCUUGUCCAGCUAUUGUAUCAGUCUA
Molecule: messenger RNA, 2351 nt
Organism: Haemorhous mexicanus (house finch)
Lineage: Eukaryota; Metazoa; Chordata; Aves; Passeriformes; Fringillidae
Exons: 2
Coding region: 661-1500 (279 amino acids)
Source: RefSeq, a predicted model, not a curated record